CAGGGUGGCUGGGAAUAAAUGCCCAGCUUGAGAGAGGGUGAGCUGACACUGUCCCAGCUGCUACCUAGACUCUCGGAGCUCACCCCAAGCCCCCAACCAAGACUUCCAGCCAUGGCCAUGCAGAAAAUCUUUGCCCGGGAAAUCCUGGACUCCAGGGGCAACCCCACAGUGGAGGUGGACCUAUACACAGCCAAGGGACGAUUCCGAGCAGCUGUGCCCAGUGGAGCUUCUACAGGUAUCUAUGAAGCUCUGGAACUAAGAGAUGGAGACAAAUCUCGAUACCUGGGCAAAGGUGUCCUGAAGGCUGUGGAACACAUCAACAAGACUCUGGGUCCUGCUCUGCUGGAAAAGAAACUAAGCGUUGUGGAUCAAGAAAAAGUUGACAAAUUUAUGAUUGAGCUGGAUGGGACUGAGAAUAAAUCCAAGUUUGGGGCCAAUGCCAUCCUGGGAGUGUCCCUGGCCGUGUGCAAGGCUGGAGCAGCUGAGAAGGGGGUCCCACUCUACCGACACAUUGCAGAUCUUGCUGGGAACCCAGACCUGGUCCUCCCAGUCCCUGCCUUCAAUGUGAUCAACGGGGGCUCCCAUGCUGGAAACAAGCUGGCCAUGCAGGAGUUCAUGAUUCUGCCGGUGGGAGCCAGCUCCUUCAAGGAAGCCAUGCGCAUUGGCGCCGAGGUCUACCACCACCUCAAGGGGGUCAUCAAGGCCAAGUAUGGGAAGGACGCCACCAAUGUGGGUGAUGAGGGCGGCUUUGCACCUAACAUCCUGGAGAACAAUGAGGCCCUGGAGCUGCUGAAGACAGCCAUCCAGGCAGCCGGCUACCCAGACAAAGUGGUGAUUGGUAUGGAUGUGGCAGCAUCUGAGUUCUAUCGAAAUGGGAAGUAUGAUCUUGACUUCAAGUCACCCGAUGACCCCUCACGGCACAUCACUGGGGAGAAGCUGGGCGAGCUGUACAAGAGCUUCAUAAAGAACUAUCCUGUGGUCUCCAUCGAAGACCCCUUUGACCAAGAUGAUUGGGCCACUUGGACCUCAUUCCUCUCGGGUGUGGACAUCCAGAUUGUGGGAGAUGACCUCACAGUCACCAACCCUAAGAGGAUUGCCCAGGCCGUUGAGAAGAAAGCCUGCAACUGCUUGCUGCUGAAGGUCAACCAGAUUGGCUCCGUGACCGAAUCCAUCCAGGCCUGCAAACUGGCUCAGUCUAACGGCUGGGGAGUGAUGGUGAGCCACCGCUCUGGGGAGACUGAGGACACAUUCAUUGCCGACCUCGUGGUGGGGCUCUGCACGGGACAGAUCAAGACUGGUGCCCCCUGCCGCUCAGAGCGUCUGGCCAAAUACAACCAGCUCAUGAGGAUUGAGGAGGCGCUCGGGGACAAGGCUGUCUUUGCUGGACGCAAGUUCCGUAACCCAAAGGCCAAGUGAGAAGCUGGAGGCCCCAAGACCCCACAGGACAGAUGUAGGCCUUCAAGCCCUUCUCCCUGAAAUAAACACUGGUGCCACUGGA
Molecule: messenger RNA, 1498 nt
Organism: Phyllostomus discolor (pale spear-nosed bat)
Lineage: Eukaryota; Metazoa; Chordata; Mammalia; Chiroptera; Phyllostomidae
Gene: ENO3
Product: enolase 3
Exons: 12
Coding region: 19-1416 (465 amino acids)
Biological process (GO): glycolytic process
Cellular component (GO): phosphopyruvate hydratase complex
Molecular function (GO): magnesium ion binding; phosphopyruvate hydratase activity
Source: RefSeq, a predicted model, not a curated record